UCCAGAAAGCAUUUGAGGAAGCACCAGUACAGGGAUAAGAGAUGAAGAGACAGGCCAGGUCAGGCUCACCAAGCAGCUGGGGAAGCAAGCUGGAUGGACCUGGCCCCAUGCUGCCGGAUGAGGUGGAUGCCUGGCUGUGGCUCUGGGAGAGCCAACCUGCCCCAGGGAACCGACUUUACACAAUAGCGGUGGCAGCAGAGGCUGGCGAGGAGACAAGAUUCAGACUCCAACUGGGGAGCAGGGAGCACUGAUAGCAUUUCCCGAGCCUCAGGUACAUGCGGACCGUGACCCUCCCUGGGACCCCAGGGGGGCUGCUCCUCAGGACUAAGGAAGGAGGACGGGGUAUGAGAAGCCUUUCACCAUAUACCAUAGAAAGCAUUUACCUCAAUAGCCUUGGUUUACAUAUGCGGAAACUGAGGCACAUAAAGGGAAGGGAGCACGUCCAGUCGGUCCUUAAUAGCAAGACCCACUGAAUACACCUCUCCUGGCUCUCUGUUUAGUGUUUGGACGUUCAAAGAUCCCUAGACUAGGCGGCGGGAGUUUCAGGGCCACGAUCCAGAUCUUAUACCAACUGUGUGUGGCCCCGCACAAAAUCACUCCCCGCUCUUUGGCACUUAAGUUGGCGAAACUGGGAUGGGCUGGGACCUCAAAAGGCCAUUCUAGUAGGGGAGUCACAGGCCCAGGUGGCGAAGGGGUGAAAGGGCAUGAUGUCUCGGGGUUUAUAGUCCACUGAGCCUCGCCGGAGGUAAUCCCGGCUCAGGGAAUGCUUUCGUUGCCAUGGCAACCGCCGGGCCGGCGCGGGCCCCUGAGUGCAGCUGAGGCAGCUGGGACAAAACCUGCCCUUCCCAAGAUGGCGGCGGCGGCAGGGCAAAGGGCGGGGUUAGACGCUGUCAGCCUGUCCAGACCGUUCUUCUGUUUUCGCUUGUUCCUACUAACGGCGAGCUUCCGCCAAUACUUGUUCUUGUUCUUGGUUCCGAGCGUCCCGGGAGCCGGGAAGGGAAGGAUUGUCUGCAGGGAUUGGAGCAAAUACCCAGUGGGGGGAAAGGCGGGACUUCCGCGUCCUGCCGGAAGUGACGUGACAAUCGCGGCCACCGCCAGGUGGAACGGCAGUUCCCCAUUCCCCUACCGAGCUGGGCAGUUAGCCAGCCCACUCCAACUCUCGGAACCAUGUUUGCAGACUUGGAUUAUGACAUCGAAGAGGAUAAACUCGGAAUCCCGACUGUGCCUGGGAAGGUGACCCUGCAGAAGGAUGCUCAGAACCUGAUCGGGAUCAGCAUUGGAGGAGGGGCCCAGUACUGUCCCUGCCUCUAUAUCGUCCAGGUAUUUGACAACACUCCAGCAGCCUUGGACGGCACAGUGGCAGCUGGCGAUGAGAUCACCGGUGUCAAUGGCAGGUCAAUCAAAGGGAAAACUAAGGUGGAGGUGGCGAAGAUGAUUCAGGAGGUGAAGGGGGAGGUGACCAUCCACUACAACAAGCUGCAGGCGGACCCCAAGCAGGGCAUGUCCCUGGACAUUGUGUUGAAGAAAGUCAAGCACCGGCUGGUGGAGAACAUGAGUUCAGGGACCGCAGAUGCUCUGGGCCUGAGCCGGGCCAUCCUGUGCAAUGAUGGGCUUGUCAAGAGGCUAGAGGAGCUGGAGCGGACCGCCGAACUGUACAAAGGGAUGACGGAACACACCAAGAACCUCCUACGGGCCUUUUAUGAGCUGUCGCAGACUCACCGGGCCUUUGGGGACGUGUUCUCCGUGAUCGGGGUGCGGGAGCCCCAGCCAGCUGCGAGCGAGGCUUUUGUGAAGUUCGCGGAUGCCCACCGCAGCAUCGAGAAGUUCGGCAUUCGGCUUCUGAAAACCAUCAAGCCGAUGCUGACGGAUCUGAACACUUACCUCAACAAAGCCAUCCCGGACACUCGCCUCACCAUCAAGAAGUACCUGGACGUGAAGUUUGAGUACCUGUCGUACUGCCUGAAGGUGAAGGAGAUGGAUGACGAGGAAUACAGCUGCAUUGCCCUAGGCGAGCCCCUUUACCGGGUGAGCACCGGGAACUAUGAGUACCGCCUGAUCCUGCGCUGCCGCCAGGAGGCGCGCGCCCGCUUCUCCCAGAUGCGCAAGGAUGUGCUGGAGAAGAUGGAGCUGCUGGACCAGAAGCACGUCCAGGACAUCGUGUUCCAGCUGCAGCGCCUCGUGUCCACCAUGUCCAAGUACUACAACGACUGCUACGCAGUGCUGCGGGAUGCCGACGUCUUCCCCAUCGAGGUAGACCUGGCACACACCACACUGGCCUAUGGCCUCAACCAGGAGGAGUUCACAGAUGGGGAGGAGGAGGAGGAGGAGGAAGACACGGCAGCUGGGGAGCCGGCCAGGGAUACACGAGGGGCUGCUGGGCCCUUGGACAAGGGUGGAAGCUGGUGUGACUCCUGAGUGCCCCGCGGGUGUGGUGCCGGGGGCAGGGUUCGUGGGAGGACGGAGCCUGGGAGCGGGGCGAGGCCGCCGCGCAAGGGGGCGGUGCAUAAAGGCCUGCUGGCUUGGGGCGCCUGCCUCCCUGCUCCUCUGUCCUUGCACAGCGAACCUGGGCUGCUGCCCAGGACAGGCACCAGGGUCAUGGCCUGGGACCUGGACACUGGCCCCUCCACCCUCUCUCCCCUCCCGGCUCCCCGGCCAGAGGGAGAGCUUGGUCUCUGGACCUGCCUUAGGAAGGAGACGGAGGGCAGAAAGGAGAAGAAAGGACUUGGAGGUGGCAGGAGUCCGGGCCCUGCUCCUUGUGGGCACUCACACUGCCCCCGGAGCCUGCCGGGAGUGGGGCCGGCGGUGGACAGCUGAGGUUGGGGCCAAUGUCUCCUGGGCACCCUUGCCUCGCCCCAGACCGGCCCGUCCGGUCCCCAUCACACCUCGGCGGCCUUUAUUUAUUCUGUUCCCCCAGGUAGGCCACUUCUCUGAAGGAAGGCUGGGUUCUGGGCCUGUAUCGAAUAAACACAAACCUGGAUGGCGCA
Molecule: messenger RNA, 2984 nt
Organism: Pongo pygmaeus (Bornean orangutan)
Lineage: Eukaryota; Metazoa; Chordata; Mammalia; Primates; Hominidae
Gene: PICK1
Product: protein interacting with PRKCA 1
Exons: 14
Coding region: 1168-2415 (415 amino acids)
Biological process (GO): receptor clustering; regulation of Arp2/3 complex-mediated actin nucleation; intracellular protein transport
Cellular component (GO): neuron projection; synaptic vesicle; postsynaptic density
Molecular function (GO): protein domain specific binding; protein kinase C binding; phospholipid binding
Source: RefSeq, a predicted model, not a curated record